GAAGCACAUUACAAAGGCCACAAACACGCCAGAAAACUCAAGGCUGUCGAAGCUGCCAAGAGCAAGCAGAGGCCACAAACCCUGGCCCAGGAUGGGGUGCUGGUGUCCCCAACCCCGACUUCAGCCAGUGGAUCCCCAGGAGAGCCGCAGAACAAAGCAGUUCCUGAGGCCCUUCUUCCUGGACCCCAACACCAGCCACCGCUGACUCCGGACCCCACGCCCAGGGAGCCGGCCCACUCAGACCUCUUGGAUGCUGCCUCCUCUUCUUCUUCCUCCUGCCCACCCUGCUCCCCAGAGCCUGGGAGAGAGGCGCCAGGGCCUGAGCCAGCAGCUGCUGCUGUGGGAACUGGUGUGAGUGUGGAGGGCAGGAGCGAGAAGGGGCGCCUCUAUUGCCCCACGUGCAAGGUGACAGUGAACUCUGCCUCCCAGCUUCAGGCUCACAACACAGGAGCCAAGCACCGGUGGAUGGUGGAAGGUCAGCGAGGUGCUCCCCGAAGGGGCCGGGGCCGCCCAGUUCCCCGGGGAGCUGGACACAAGGCCAAGAGAGUGGCAGGGGGCCAGGGGGGCCGACAGGGGCCCAGCCCUCCUUUUCACUGUGCUCUGUGUCAGCUCCAAGUCAAUUCAGAGACCCAGCUCAAGCAGCACCUGAGCAGCAGGAGACACAAAGACCGCCUGGCUGGGAAGCCCCCCAAGCCCUCCAGCCAGCACAGCAAGCUGCAGAAGCAUGCAGCGCUGGCUGUGAGUGUCCUCAAGUCGAAACUGGCCUUGCAGAAGCAACUCACCAAGACGCUGGCGGCCCGCUUUCUGCCCAGCCCGAUCCCAGCCGCAGCUGCUGCCAUCUGUGCCCUGCCAGGGCCCCUGGCCCUCCGGCCUGCUCCCACAGCAGCCACCACCCUCUUCCCAGCUCCCAUCCUGGGCCCAGCUCUGUUUCGUACCCCAGCAGGAGCUGUCCGCCCUGCCACAGGGCCCAUUGUCUUUGCCCCCUACUAGGCUUCCUGGGGAGGCCAGGGCUCAUUUCCCAGCAGUUGCUGUCCCCACUUCCUCUUCCCAAGAUGCCUCAGUUUCCUCCAUCCCCAGGAAACUGCCUUUUACAGCCGAGGGCUUCCUGCCCAAUCUAGGAAGAGCUGGGCUAGUUUCAAGGGCAUCUGCCUUUACCCAGUCUGGUCUAGGGACUCCACUACUACCCUCCUGGCCCAAGGACCUUCCAUCCACCCUCCUUUCCCCAGCCUUCUCAGGCUACUGCUGGGCUCCCCUGCAUUGCCCAGCCUGAUUUAUGGGGAGCAAACUGAGAAAUCCCAAAGAUCUAUGCAAAAUCCUAGCCCCAGCCCCAUGGUGCUCUCAUUUCCCCCACUCGAGACCUAUACCCCCAUGGCCAGAGGCCCUAGGAAUCUUAACUUUGAGCUGGGGACAAGUCUGCAGGGGAGGCCCUCCCCAUUUACUCGAUUCUCCAGAGAAUCACUGAGGUGGCAGAUGGGGUCUCAAGCUGGAGAGGGUUCAAGGCUAUCUGGACAGGGUGACCCUGGGGGAGUGGAAGAAGACUGUGGAGGAGAAAGGGAGCAGUGCUACGUGGGGGCAAAGCCAAAAUGGGGCUGGGGCUGAAGGCUUUUGGGGUUCCUUUGCUCUAACAAGAUGGCGCUAGGAGAGGGGUAGGUGAGGGUGAUUUUCUGGCUGGGCCCAGUUUUAACAGAGGUGAUCAACCCCACACAAGCUCUCUCCUCAGCCUUUGAUUCCUUGUGAACCCCACCUGGGUGGGGGGAAGCACUGGGUCUCAGACUCUGGACCCAGCAAACACCAACCUCCCUACGCCAGGGCUCCCAAACAGCUUUCCCCUCCAGCUCCUCACCCCAAGCUGGUCCCUAACACCAAAUUCAGCUUCCCCUCCUUCCAACUAGCACCCAGCCCCCUUCACUGUGAAACGGAGUGUUGGGAUCCAGGAUGACAUACUCUCAAGACCUAUUUUCAUGUUGUCAAAGUCAAUGUCACAACCCCCAUCCCACCCCCAGCACUGCUCCUUCAUCCCACAAUAUGGGACUUUGCCAGUAUCCACCUGUAUCUUUUCUUUUUUUAGAUAUUUCCAAUGGGAGGACAAGAAGGGGGGAGGGAAGGGAAACUUUUUGAUAACAGUUGUGGUUUUAUUGUGUCCAACACAUCAAUAAAUGAAUUCAAGCCCGA
Messenger RNA from Leptonychotes weddellii (Weddell seal), 2172 nucleotides. Lineage: Eukaryota; Metazoa; Chordata; Mammalia; Carnivora; Phocidae. The record is from RefSeq and is a predicted model, not a curated record.